Molecule: messenger RNA, 990 nt
Organism: Ilyonectria robusta
Lineage: Eukaryota; Fungi; Ascomycota; Sordariomycetes; Hypocreales; Nectriaceae
Exons: 2
Coding region: 1-990 (329 amino acids)
Source: RefSeq, a predicted model, not a curated record
AUGUGUUUGUGCGUUAUCACCCACCAGACCAAGUGCGAGACUCGCCGUCCUGUCGUUGUCAACGUCGACAGUGACUAUACUAUUUUCCACCCUUAUGAACGACCUCCACCAUGUCGCCACCAACAAAUCAUGUCUGAACAGCCGCGUUGCCCUUCCCAUGGAGCUUGCUGCACCAAUCGCAAAUGGAGAAUUUGCUGUGCUACCGGCGAGAACCCCAAAUGCGAUAGGUGGGAGAUGCUCCACAUGGUCAUUUCCGGCUAUCACGAACGAACGAUGCUCUCCGGACUAGCGAAGCAGCAACAUCUAUCAAUCAAAUCCAUGAUAUCCACAAAAGCUCCCGAUUGCUACAGAAAGCUCAGGCACAAGUUCUUCGAGACUGGAGCUGCGGUUGCACAUUGGGCUCAUGCAGCCAACAAGCUCGGAAACCUCAUAUACGAUGACUCUGUAUCCGAAGAUAGCAAAGACAUAGCUCGGGGUCGUUUCGAAAUGGUUUUUGAAGAAUGGCAGCGCCAUGUUGAAUCCUUAGAUAACCUAACGAGUCUAUGGGAUUCGAACGCCGACAUUGGCAUGAUGGAGGCUUGUGCUUCAAACAGACUCGAGUUGCACCCAUACGCCUGGUAUUAUCAGGCUGUACCUACGCUAGGUUCUGAGCAUACUCUCACGCCUACCCAGUGGCUUCAAGCCUUUAAGCAAGGUGGUGUGCAUCGACAACAAUCAGCUACUCCGGUCGAAGACCCGUCAGCAUACUGUGAUGAGGAUAUACCAUUCGCGGUGCUUCCUAUCCAGCCCAUUGAGAAUUGUUGGGCUGGGCAACCCCCGCCAGUGUUCAAGACGAUAGACUGGACGGGACCUCCUACUAGAAGGGCAAGCCUCCCCCCACAGGUUGCUGAAAAUGCCAGUGUCCCUAUUCCGGAUAACGGGAAGAAGCGAAAGCAGGCUGAGACUCCCGCGGGCGAGAAGACGACUCGAUCUCGGUCGAGGAAGAUUUAA